Molecule: messenger RNA, 3574 nt
Organism: Pantherophis guttatus
Lineage: Eukaryota; Metazoa; Chordata; Lepidosauria; Squamata; Colubridae
Source: RefSeq, a predicted model, not a curated record
CAGGGUGAAGAGCCACAGCCAGGGAAACAGUAGGACAAAGAGGCAGUUUAGCCCAUAGAAGGAAUUUGGGAAUGUUAAGUAUCUCAGAAGAGAACCGCCCCAGUUUCUUGAGCUAUAAAGGCAACAGGAGAGAAAUAUACUUUCAGACUCACAAAAUUCUGUUAAUGUAACCUUAUAAUAAAGAGUUCUGUUGUGUUGAUCCUAUACAGCCAUCCAAAGAUUUCUGGAGAGAUGCACUUAAUCUCUCCAGCUAUCAAUUCACCAGCUAUCUUUCCAGCUAUCAAUUCGCAGAACCCCAAAAAAUUGUGACUAUAUUAUUCAACCAAAGCUCAAGUCUAUUUGCUAUUCUUCUACUAUUCAUCUAACUAGUCUAAAACCCAGUCAUGUCACAUCCACAAUACCUUCCUCCCUUGAGACGCAUAGCAAUAUGCGGGGGCACUCAUGGGAAUGAAAUGUCAGGUGUUUACCUAGUCAAGCACUGGCUACAGGAUCCAUUUGAGUUGCAACGCAGCACCUUUCAGGUCACACCUUUUGUGGGCAACCCCCGUGCAGUCGAGCAGUGUGUGCGCUACAUUGGGAGGGAUCUUAAUUGUACGUUUGCUGCAGCUUUUCUAAAUACCAAGGCUUCAGAUUCAGACCUUCAUGAGAUUCAACGUGCUCAGGAGAUCAACCAGAUCUUUGGACCCAAAGGUUCAUCUCAAGCCUAUGAUUUUAUGUUAGAUCUACACAACACCACAGCCAACAUGGGUUCCUGCCUCUUACUGAAGUCUGAAUUUAGCCUGUUGUCCAUACACGUGUGUAACUACAUCCAGAAACACUGUACAGUGAGACACUGUCCCAUCUUACUCUGUCAACAAUCUGGAGAGGAGACUACUUUCAUGAUGUCAGUGGCUAAACACGGGCUAGCAUUAGAGUUGGGCCCACAACCCCAGGGAGUGGCACGAGCUGACCAGCUUGCUAAGAUGAGAACGAUUGUGGCCUGUGUUUUGGACUUCAUUGAGCUUUUUAACAAAGGCACCUUGUUCCCAGCCUUUGAAAUUGAGGCAUACAUACCAGUUGAACAGAAGGACUUCCCCCGUUAUCCCAAUGGGGAGAUUUCUGCUGUAAUACAUCCAAAUCUGCAGGAUAAAGAUUUCCAGCCCCUGAAACCUGGGGACCCAGUUUUCCAGACUUUCGAUGGAGAGGAUAUUCUACAUGAUGGUGACGAUACCUUCUUCCCAGUCUUCAUCAAUGAAGCAGCCUACUAUGAGAAGAAAACAGCCUUUUGGAAGACAAAAAAGGAAACAUUCACCAAACCGGCACUGCAGAAGGCAUUUUAAGUAUGAUGAGUUGGUUAAUAAUCAAAGGCAAUUGAAGUUUCUGUGUUGUACACGUUCUAAGAAUCAGUGAUACUGGAGAAAAUUUAUGUGGUCACUAAGAAUCAGCACCAAACUGAUGACAAAUAAUGAAAGAAGUUAUGCAUGGCUUAGUCCAUGUAACAAACAAUUACUUGUUAGUAAUUGAUGAUAAUUAUUUGUUAGUUUAUUGCCUCAUGCAAUUAUCUCCCAUGCUGGGGCAAUAUAGUGUGCAUUUCUCCAAAACAAAGAUGUGCCCUUGUGAUGGAAUGUAGUGAGGAUUCCCAAGAGGGAGGAAUGCAGUUUGGAGGAAUAAGAGACAACUCAGUCUGGAUAUUUUGUGUGAGAGAAAGAGGGCAAAGACAGCCCCUCCCUAAUAGUUCUCAGAAUAUAUGGCAGAUGCAAAUAGUAGCAUGCUUAGUCUGGCAAUAUUCUGUCUAUAGGUGUGGAACCAAUAAAGAACUAAGCUUGAAAGAAUCACUAGUUUCAUUCUCGGUUUUGGGGCCUGACAGUCCUCGAGGUUUUAUUUGAGUAUUUUGUGCAAGAUUGGUGCUUAAUAUUCCACCUCAUUUCUAGGAUAAUCUUUUGAUGUAUGUGCAGCAAACUUGAUAUAUUGGAUGAGCCAGGAAAAAAUAUUGUCUCUCAGAUUUAAAUCAUCUAGGCCGAGGGGAUCCCAAACUCUUCAGAUGCUUAACCUCUCCAUGACAUUUCAGUUUGUUCAUUGACCUCCCCACUUGAAUAGUUAUUAUAUGAAAUUCAUUUAAUAAAUAUUUUAUAAUAGUACUAUGAAAAAUAACAAUAACAAAUGAUAGAUAAGUGACACCAGUAACAACACACAGCUGAUAGAGACAAUUCCAGGACAUUCUUGUAGGUGACUGAUGAUUGAACUUUGCAUAACACUUUCUUGCCACUAGCCACCUCACUUUCAGGAUUAGGGACUGGGGUGGAAACCCCCAAAGAAUAAUCAACUUUCUAUCAUUCACUAUUGUAAUGUCCCUCCCUCUCAUAAUGUUGUGGGGAGGUUGAGCAAGCAUAGGAGAUUGCUUUGAAUAACAGGUUUGGCUGUCUCUCAGUGUUCCAACUAACAUCUCCCAAACAUAGAGAUGCUAGACCUACUAGCUGAACCUUUUUCUGAACAUGGGUCUAAGGACUUUUUUCAGAAAAAAUGCUAAACUCAUAUUUUAAAAAAUGCUGAGAAGUAACAGGCAAAGAGGAGACAUGCGAGGUGAAAUGGGAAGUAACUGUGGAAGCUCUGUCUUUCUGGAGUUGUAUUUGAUGUUUUUAUCUGUUCCUGUCUGCUGCGUGACAGGGAGAACAGACACAGAAACAGGACUUUCUUCCUGCGUGAAACAAUGUUUGUGGUUAGUCUUAACCCCACAGCCAAGCUACACAUUCCUUUUGUUUCUGCCCAGUUUUCUUUCACAGGUAGACUGAUUAGAUGAUAAGGGAUGCUACUUCUUUUGGGGAAAUUGUUUCUUGAGGUAAAGAAGCAAAGAAACUGUGGUCUGGAGUGUUGUGCCCAUUCCUGAGGAAAACUGACUCAAUGUUCCAGUGAUACCUCAAUGAGGUAUCACUGGAAGGGUUUUCAGAAGCUUCAACUGGUGCAAAGGAGUUAUGGGUGUUUACCUGUGGGAUCAUAUUAUUUCUAUCCUGCCAUACAUCUUUUAGUUGCUAAAUAUUUAUGAGUAUAAUUACACUUGUUGAUAGUUACCUAUAAUGUCCUAGCUAAAUCAAGGAUCCCAAGUAGAAGCUCAUGUCACACCAGUCUGCCUACCCAUUAAGACCAAGCUGAGGAGGCUUUCUAUGUUUCUAUCCAUGGUGGAGGAUCAAUUGAUUGGACAAAGAACAUUGUCUAUAGACACACCACUGUUUUGGAAAAUGAAAUUCUGAAGACCUCAUUCUCAAUUUUAAAGUAAGAAGCAAGCUUUUAAUUUGUCAGGCUGAAGUGAUUUUAACUAAGACUUUGUUCUGUCUGCCAGAUGUGUCAUACUAUUACAUUUUUAUUUCAUCUGUGGUCUAAUAUUGUGAAUUUUAAUUAUCACCAGUUAGACUUAACACACGACCUUGAGAAAAACAAAAUACAAAUAUUUCAAUUAUGCUUCAUACAAUUUCAAUAUGUAACAUUGCAGUUGUUCAGUAACACAGCCAGACUCUGACUCUGUUUUUGCAUAUGCAAAAACAUACAUAUAACUAAUAUGUAUGCAACUGUCAAAAGAAAAAUAAAUAUAUUUAUGGUUGCA